GGCAACACCCCUAACUGUAACGUCAAAUUUCUUUUCUAACAAAAAUUUCAGUCAUUAUUUUUAUAUUUUAUUACGUGAUUACAAAUUGUACUAAAAAAACUACAAAAUUGAUCAUAAAAGUAAUUUUGGUGUGUUCGCCAACCGUCCAUUUCGGCCGGGGUGGUUAAGUUGGGUGUGAUAACGUACGCGACUGGCAGCAUAAAUGAAUUAUGUCUUUGAGGUCAAAAGCCCUCGCUCUGGUGGAGGUCCUACUGAGGGUGCCUCCGCUGUUUGUGGUGGAUGAAUUCCUGAAGAUAAGCCUCGGGCUGCCGGUGUCCAGCGGCGAGGAUAUGUCCCUACUCAUCAAUGUAACGGUCGACCACGGUGAUAUCUUUGAUACGGACGCCAAUUACUACGAUGCUAAUUUCUACAACGCAUUGCUGUUCACGCUGUUCAAGUUCCUAGUAUGCUGUUUAGGAUGUAUGUCGGCGCUGUGCAUAUUCGUGCUCUACACGAAGCACCUAAUCAUCGUGUACCUCUACCUGAUGUCGGUAGGGAUCGUCUUCGUGUCAUACUGGACCAACGUGUCCGCUAUCAAGCAAAUCCAGGCGCUGUCAUUAGCUUCGGCAAGCGCGCAACAUGGCACCAGCAUCCUUGAAGACAUCCUCAACUUAAACAUAAAGAAUCUACUUGAUCUCGACGGGCCGGGCGUGUUAGUCAUACAAAAUUUCGCUAUACAAUUCACUCUAGCCGUCCUAUUUAGAAAUGUCCAUCUAGGGCCGCGACAAGCAAGCAUACAGAAAUUAUUACCGAUCAGCUUUAUGGCGCCGUCCUUUUUAGCUAUGUUACCAGUUCCUCCAAACCUAUUGCAUCACUCCCCAGUGUUCUCAGCGCUGUUACCUCUUUUCCUUGUCAAAUACGUGCUCUGGUCAUCGUUGUACAACGUGAUACAAGUCAUAUAUUCCGGAUAUCAACACGGACGACUCUUUGUUAGUAAUUAUGGAUUAUCAGCAUUGGUCGAAAUGGAAUGGAUGCGACUAAACGUGCCAUGUGUCUUAAGAGUGUUUUGGGUAAUGCGAGUGGCCGAACACGCCAUACUUCUGCUUAUGGAUAACUACGAUGACGACGCGGAGGAGGGACUUAAAGUGUCCACAUUGUUAGCGGUGCAAUCACUCGCUUCGAUGGCUAAAUCACUCCUAGUCACAGGUUGCGAAACCAUAACGGCCGUACUCGGAAUGACUUCGGUAAUCUCAUUCUUCUGUCACUAUAUUGGCAAUUUCUUCCAAUGGAUUCUACUUACUGAUGAGGAGGAGGACAAAAGCAUUGGGACCGUAUCGGCUAUCCUUUUUUAUAUACUGGCAUUGCAGACAGGACUAACGUCACUAAAUCCAGAAAAGAGAUUUGUCCGUUUAUGCAGGAAUUUCUGUCUAUUAUUCACCGCUCUGUUACAUUUCCUGCACAACAUCGUGAACCCAAUGCUUAUGUCACUGAGUGCAUCUCAUAAUCCGAGCACGCAUAGACACAUCCGAGCGUUGGGAGUUUGCGCUUUUCUCAUCAUCUUUCCUAUAUCUUUACUAGUAUAUCUAUGGUCCCAACACAACAUUUCAACGUGGUUAUUGGCCGUGAGUGCUUUCAGUAUAGAAGUAAUAGUGAAAGUAAUAGUCAGCCUGAUGAUAUACUCGCUUUUCCUGAUAGACGCUUACAGAAGUACGUUCUGGGAGCAACUCGACGACUACGUAUACUACAUCCGUGCGUUUGGGAACACCAUAGAAUUUUGUUUCGGUAUAUUCCUGUUCUUCAACGGAGCUUGGAUACUCCUCUUCGAGUCCGGCGGCGCUAUUCGCGCGGUCAUGAUGUGCAUACAUGCCUAUUUCAACAUUUGGUGUGAGGCGAGGGCCGGAUGGUCAGUUUUCAUGAAACGGAGGACGGCAGUCAACAAAAUUAACUCGUUGCGAGAGGCAUCCGCGGAUCAGCUCAGCAGGCUGGACGACGUUUGCGCCAUAUGCUACCAAGAGAUGCACUCAGCUAAAAUAACCAGAUGCAACCAUUAUUUCCACGGAGUAUGUUUAAGAAAGUGGCUAUACGUCCAAGAUAGAUGCCCGUUGUGUCAUGACAUACUGUAUAAAAUAGACAGCGACGUGAAUAAAGACAACUCUGAUGCGGGCAACGAGGAGAACAGUAAUAAUCAGAACCUCAUCUUGGAGGAAGAGCCUGAUCUCUUGCUAGGGGAGGGCGUCAGGUGACUGCUUGACGAGGACGUAUACCACUUAGAUUAAACACGAUUUUGAAAAUUCAAUUUGAGUGGUCACUUUAUUUUGUAUAGUAAGUUAUUGUUUUUUUUUUUUUUUUUAUAAAUGAGGUAAGACUGUGAUUUGAAAUGGUGAGUUGAAUUUUGUCUUGUGGUGGAUGAGUUAUUUCUGGCGUGUGUUGUCUAUAAGUUAAGCUUAAUGGAUUUUAUGUGCUUGCGAGCCUGUCGCUGUACAUUGUUACACGAUUAUGACAAAAAUUCUCAAGUGUUACCGAGCUAACAAAAAGCAGUUGGUACUGUUUUGAAAAUUAUAUUAUUAGACGAAUUUAAAGCUAUUUGUAAAUAUUGAUAUUAUUUAGAAAUAGCUUUUAAUAAUUGACUGUAACUUAAUAAAAAAAUAUAUAUAUAUUAUAUAUAAAAAUAGUAAUUUUUCUGAUAUAAAAAUGUGUAAAUAAACUAUUAUUUUAGCAA
Messenger RNA from Galleria mellonella (greater wax moth), 2698 nucleotides. It is a transcript of the gene Trc8, whose product is annotated as protein TRC8 homolog. Gene Ontology annotation, molecular function: ubiquitin protein ligase activity. Gene Ontology annotation, biological process: ERAD pathway. Gene Ontology annotation, cellular component: endoplasmic reticulum; endomembrane system. The transcript has 2 exons. The coding region runs from base 210 to 2222 and encodes 670 amino acids. The record is from RefSeq and is a predicted model, not a curated record. NCBI's taxonomy places the organism in Eukaryota, Metazoa, Arthropoda, Insecta, Lepidoptera, Pyralidae.